AUGAUUUACUUCGAGCGCCAAACCUCGCGCCUGUGCGGAGUGCACGCCAUAAACGCUCUCCUCCAAGGUCCCUUCUUUAGCGCCAGCGACCUCGCCGCGAUAGCCCGCGCUUUGGACGACGAAGAGCGUUCGUUACUCGACCAAUCUUCGCUCCGUCGCUCGAGCGGUUCGCACGCCGAGCGUUCCGAGAACGUUGGAGACGACGGUAACUUCAGCAUACAAGUGUUGUGCAAAGCUUUGGACGUGUUCGGGCUCAGCGCGCGGUACGCGUCCGCGGAUGAAGAGCGCGGGACGGACUCCGCGAAGGAGCUCGCGUUCGUCUGCAAUUUAUCCGAGCACUGGUUCGCGCUGCGGCGGCUGGGCGACGCCUGGUGGGACUUGAAUUCCAUGCACGCCGCGCCGAAAAAAAUCGGAACGUUCUAUUUGGACGCGUUUUUGAAUCAGUUGACCGCGGAAGGGUAUUCGAUCUUCGUGGUGCGGGAUUUAGCCGCGGCGGCGUUGCCGGAGAUGCUCGGGCAAAACGGCGAAUACGGCGAGUGGUUGACGGAGGAGGAAUGUCUGCGGUUGACGAGCGAAGCGGAGACAGCGCAAGCAUCGGGACGUGCGCGACUUGCAGCUGAAAGUGCGAUGAAGACGCUGAGCGAUGGGCCGUCGCGGUUGGUGGUGGAUGGUGGCGUCGCGAGCGACGUCGUCGACUUGACGGCGGAUAGAGAGUUGCAAGCCGCUCUGGAGGCGAGCAUGGAGGAUUACGGCAAGCUUGACGCAUCGGGUACCGAUACCGACGCCGAUCUCAAAGCGGUUCUGGCGGCGAGCUUAGAAGAGAUCGAAGGUGGCGAUGCGUCCAUCGAAGCCGCGAUCGCCGCGAGCUUGCGAGACGAAGAGGCGAAGAUGGACGUCGACGUCGCGCGAUUCGCCGAAGAGCCCGACGCGGGCGACGGAAUCGUGUCGCUCGCGUUUCGACUUCCCGACGGUGACCGCAUCGCUCGUCGCUUCGCGUGCGCGAGCUCGAUCGCAGACGUUGAAAAGUGGCUCGAAGUCGCCAAGCGUUUGGACAUGCGCAGCAACUGUCUCGCGCUCGCGUUUCCGCCGCGCGCGCUCGCGGACGCCUCGACGUCCAUUCGAGACGCCGGCAUCACCGAUCGCGAAGUUCUCGCCGUUCGUCCACGACCGUGA
Messenger RNA from Ostreococcus lucimarinus CCE9901, 1173 nucleotides. RefSeq lists its product with no specific name. NCBI's taxonomy places the organism in Eukaryota, Viridiplantae, Chlorophyta, Mamiellophyceae, Mamiellales, Bathycoccaceae. Gene Ontology annotation, molecular function: protein binding; cysteine-type deubiquitinase activity. The coding region runs from base 1 to 1173 and encodes 390 amino acids. The transcript has a single exon. Gene Ontology annotation, cellular component: nucleus. Gene Ontology annotation, biological process: protein deubiquitination. The record is from RefSeq and is a predicted model, not a curated record.